UUUAAAGUCCACAAGGUGGCGGUGUUGUGCCUGAUGGAGGUUCAGUUCACAGCUCUGUGGAUAUUUACAGCUGUUCAUGCACUUAGUCUGCUAGUCUAGUAGAGUAGACUCAGCUGACACUUCCUCCUCCUGCACCACUACUAACUAGUUCACUUUAACCAGCUACACUUAUUAUAUUUCCUGAUCUAAUCCGAGGAGAAAGACUCAUCACGUCGAAAAUGGCAACUUCAGUGAAACUCUACACCGGAGCAGAAAUGCCUCUUGUGGGUCUCGGUACAUGGAAGUCUAAGCCAGGUCAAGUGACUGAAGCUGUGAAAGCCGCCAUCGCUGCAGGCUACAGACACAUCGAUGGAGCGUUUGUCUACAAAAACGAGAAGGAGGUCGGAGAGGGCAUCCAGACCAUGAUUAAAGAGGGCGUGGUGAAGAGGGAGGAGCUGUUUGUCGUCAGCAAGCUUUGGUGCACCUUUCACCAGAAGUCAGCCGUAAAAGGGGCGUGUCAGAAGACUUUAAGUGACCUGCAGCUGGAUUACCUGGAUCUGUAUCUGGUCCACGCGCCAAUGGGCUUUAAGCCUGGACCAGAAGCGCUCCCGUUGGACAGUGAAGGUUUUGCCAUCAGUGAUGACACCAAUUUCCUGGAGACCUGGGAGGGAAUGGAAGAGUUGGUGGACGCAGGGCUGGUGAAGGCCAUCGGCAUCUCCAACUUCAACCGAGAACAGAUUGAAGCCAUUCUGAAUAAACCAGGCCUCAAAUAUAAACCUGCCAACAACCAGAUCGAGUGCCACCCGUACCUGACGCAGGACAAACUGAUCGCCUUCUGUCAGUCGAAGGGGAUUACAGUGACCGCAUACAGCCCUCUGGGUUCCCCUGAUAGACCAUGGGCUAAACCAGAUGACCCAUCAUUGUUGGAGGAACCAAAGAUCAAGGCCAUUGCUGAGAAGCACAAGAAGACCACCGCUCAGGUCCUGCUCCGCUUCAGUGUCCAGAGGAACAUCAUUGUGAUCCCGAAGUCUGUUACUCCGUCCCGCAUCAGGGAGAACUUCCAGGUGUUUGACUUUGAACUGAGCGACGAUGAAAUGAAGACCAUUUUAAGCUACAACAGGAACUACAGGGUUUGUCCCAUUGAGUGGAGUCUGAAGCACAGAGAUUAUCCGUUUAAUGCUGAGUACUGAAAGUGAAGAACGGCACAAAAACCACGGGGUCGAUAUACACUUUUCUUUCUUAAAUACUAAAGCUGUGAUUAACUUCAAUACACACCUUCACCGUGGUGAUAAGACGACGCAGUGUGAUUGUUAAAUGCUCACUUAUCUUCAACGUAAAAGUUCUCUAAUCUUUUAAACUGGGCUAAAACAGCAUUAACCUUAACCUUUAGUGCUUUUGUUGCUUUGAAUCUCAAAGAUUGAAAAUAAGAAGACAUCAUACAAUCUAGACUAAUAUACUGUAUAUCCAGUAUCCUCUUUUGGCAUAUUAGUGGCCUGUAACAACAUAUCCACACUUUAUAUUAUUUUGUUUCAAGUUUACAUCAGCAUUGUCAGAUUGUGCAAAGUUUUUGUUAUUAUUGUUGCUAUUUGCCUUAAUGGAGAACACUUGAUAUUUCACCAUGAAUGCUGCAACCCACCUGAAAGCACUUACUUUUAAAUCCUCCAUCAUUUUUUCCCUCUUUAGGUCCCAUAAUUAUUCAAAGUUUACUUCUGAUCUGUGCGAAAGAAAUUCAGUAGAAAUGAAAGGAUACGUGAUUUUUGAUAUAGAUCAAAUCAAAUGAAACAUUAAGGAAGUGUAAUUAAUUGAUGGCACUGCCCCAGACAAAAUAACCUGAAGCAUCGUUCCACAUUUCACUUUAUUUUUAACCAAGCACAUGUAUGUUAAGAGUAAUCUUAAUGCACAUUUCUGAGAAUGAUGUAUGUGAAGUCUGUUUUUGGAGGAACAGAUUGGAAAGUUGUCAGUCGUACUCAUGUCUGAAAUUAUUUUUAUUAUUGACUCCUUAUUGUUCUCAAAAUGAUGAUGUUUCAGAUUUAAUUUGAUUUCAUUCUACUUGGGUACUUUUAGGCUUUUGGAUUGAUGAAACAUCCAAAAUAAAGUUGAAGCUUCAAUCAUG
This is a messenger RNA of Pangasianodon hypophthalmus (striped catfish), 2092 nucleotides long. RefSeq names its product aldo-keto reductase family 1 member B1-like. Gene Ontology annotation, molecular function: aldose reductase (NADPH) activity. NCBI's taxonomy places the organism in Eukaryota, Metazoa, Chordata, Actinopteri, Siluriformes, Pangasiidae. The record is from RefSeq and is a predicted model, not a curated record. The transcript is spliced from 10 exons. The coding region runs from base 219 to 1169 and encodes 316 amino acids. Gene Ontology annotation, cellular component: cytosol.